AUGCUGACGCUUCUUCGAGGCGAGUGCCUGCGAGGCGCCCGAUCAUCCUCGUCCAUCAUCCCAAGCACGACCGUAUCCAGCUGGCGAUGGCUGUCAACGGCCUCUUCGGAUCCAAAGGUCGCACACGCAGCUGCGGCGACCGGCAGGACGGUCAAGCUCGACUUUGAAGCGUACGAGCCUACCGCGGAGCAGAUCCGCAAACGACGCACCGAGGUACCUGUUUCGUCGCUCGUCGUAUGCCACGGUCUAUUUGGGUCCAAGCAGAAUUGGCGCUCGUUGGGGCGCGCCAUGUCGAGCCGGUUCGGCGUGCCCGUCUUCGCGCUCGACCUGCGCAACCACGGCACGUCGCCGCACAUUGACGGUCUAGCGUAUGCCGAUAUGGCGCAGGACGUGAUCGAAUUCAUGUCCUCUCAAAAGCUGCAGAACGUCGCACUGAUCGGCCACUCGAUGGGCGGCAAAGUGUCGAUGGGCGUCGCGCUGCACCCAGAGCUGCCCGAGGGCAUGCUGAGCAACCUCGUCAGCGUCGACAUGUCGGCAAAGCGCGGUCCCCUGUCCCCCGAGUUCGAGCGGUACAUUGAUGCGAUGAUCGAGAUCCGCGACAAACCCUGCCGCAGCCGACACGAGGCGGAUACACUCCUCCAGGCCACGGAGCCGGAUCUGGGCGUCCGCCAGUUCCUGCUGACCAACCUGACACGCAACCCGCCCAGCGCAGAGACAUGGAGCUGGCGCAUCCCCGUCGAUCUUAUCCGCAAGAACAUCGCUCAGAUCGGUGAUUUCCCGUACAACCCUCCCGGUGCUUCCGCCGACGAGGUGACCCCCGGCCACGAAAACUCGCCCGAACGAAAGUGGGACGGACAGACACUGUUUAUCAAGGGCAACAAGAGCAAGUACGUGAAUAGGCGCAACAUCCCGACGAACCAGAAGUACUUCCCGAACGCCAAGCUGGUGCACAUGGAGACGGGCCAUUGGUGCCAGGCCGAGAAGCCGAACGAGUUUGUGCAGGUGGUAGAGGAUUUCCUGACUGGCAAGACGAAGGAUGAGACGGAGCAGGCAUUGCAGCCGAGAUCCAAGGCAUAG
Molecule: messenger RNA, 1077 nt
Organism: Sporisorium graminicola
Lineage: Eukaryota; Fungi; Basidiomycota; Ustilaginomycetes; Ustilaginales; Ustilaginaceae
Exons: 1
Coding region: 1-1077 (358 amino acids)
Cellular component (GO): mitochondrion
Source: RefSeq, a predicted model, not a curated record